GGAGAAAAAUUUGAAAGUCUAGCUACUGAGUGAUUUUUCAUGGAAAUAUUAUGAGCCUUGUAUUUGCUCAUGCAAUAGCAUGCAUCAAUGUGCAUCACAAUGUGUAUGAUCAUAUGAACAAGAUCAUGCAAUGUACCACUAUGUAAUGUAUACAUGAUCCUAUUUUUGUGUUCGGCCCAUUUUCGGAGGAUAUCAUCUUAACUAAUUCAAUAUUAUUAUCAUGAAAAUUUUUUAAUCUCAUAACUUUUUUGUCAUGCUGAGCCAGAUUCGUAUUAUCAAGUAUUCAUAGACAUCCAUCCAAAAUUCACUUUAUAUAUUUUGCAUCGCGCUGAACACUUUCCUUAUGAUAUCUCGACCAAUAUAUUCGAUGUUUAGUUACCAACUAACUUGCCCUAUUCCACAUCAACCUCACAUACUAAUCCUUGUAUUAAUUUUUGUUUUCAGAGGCGUCCCUGGCUGGCUUUUCGUGGGCAGAGUGUUCAUGGCCGCCACACGCUACAAUAAGUUAUCCAUUAAAAUCACAGGGUCAGGAACUGUUGAUCAUGAAGGGGCCAUUCUAUAAUGCAGUUUUUUUAAGUUGAAUUAUUGAGGGAGGGGGGUUAAGAACUUGAUUAAUCUGUUAGUUAGUACUUAGUAAACGUUAUCUUGUGGGAUUAGGUGGGUUGAUGAUGGGAGUGUCAUAAGAGAAAUACUCCCAUCACUUCGAAAUUUCUGUCUUGAAAAUGAUGAUUCAGUAUGACAUUUUAAUUAGUUGGUGCAGAUGCAAUGAAACUAAAACGUCAGCUGAUAGGAGAGAGGGGGGGGAUUAGUGGCCCAAAUUUGUUGAUGUAAGAUUUGUCUUCUUUGUCUGUUUGUAAUUAGUAAUGAGGAAGAAGAGGGUGUCUAGUUGUUUGGAUUUUUUUUUUAUUUUCAAUCACAAAAUAAUGGUGUUUGUGAAAUCGUAUUGUACUGGACGGUAGAAAAUGUUACGUUAUGUUCGUAUUAGUUUUGUUUGUUUUUUAUCAUGGUGUAAAAUUGCUUUUAAAAAAUUUAAUAUUUUAUAUCGCCUUUCGUUAUAUUUUAAUUUUAUUUUUGUUCUUACCAAAUAUACCAAAUUAGAAAUGGUAAUUACAAACAGUCGUCUUGGGAGUAAUUAAUUAGAAACGGUAAGGAGAUUAGAGAGGCCUAAUGUGGUAAAAUCGGCCUGCCAUUUCACUCGGCUGGAUCUGUAACUCCCACAUCUGGGCUUCAAGCCCAAAAUCUUUUCCAAGUUUAUUGGGUUAGAGAACAGUGACGUUUAUUUGUAUUACGGCCCAGUACUGAUCUGCAAACCAGGAAAAAAGCUUCUACUAGGGUUUCUCUCUAGCUCUCGAGUCUUCCAUCCAGGCUUGUUCCAAAACCUCUUCACCUUUCUUCCGCCGGAAAAAUCAAUCCUCAGUGUUCACUACUCAGAUCAGAAAACAAUCAAACCAUGGCUUUCGAAGUCGGCGCUGUCCCGUUCAAUCCCGACGGCUGGGGUCCACCGGACGCCACCACGACCAUCACCAACACCUCGUCUCUACCGCUCAACGUCCCCUUCGCUCCCUUCUCCCGCGCCGAGAAGCUAGGGCGAAUCGCCGACUGGACCCGCAACAAUCCGAACGCCGGUAGGCCCAACGCCGGGAAGAACGCGUCCGAUUCGGUAUUCGAUUUCACAGCCGACGAUUCCUUCCCCGCCGCAGGCGGAGCUGGGGACGAGGACUUCCGCCUCGUAGACGGGAAGCUUCCCACCCGUCCGAAAUUCGGUCCCAAGUGGCGGUUCAACCAGCACCGGCCGCAGCUCCCCCAGCGCCGCGACGAGGAGGUCGAGGCGAAGAAGCGGGAGGCGGAGAAGGAGAGGGCGCGGCGCGACAGGCUGUACAACCUCAACCGGUCGAACCAGAACCAGCAGCGUCGUGAAGCGGCGGCGUUCAAAUCGUCGGUGGAUAUUCAGCCCGAGUGGAACAUGUUGGAUCAGAUCCCCUUCUCGACGUUCUCCAAGCUCUCGUUCGCCGCUCCAGAGCCGGAAGAUCUGCUCCUCUGCGGCGGAUUGGAGUUCUAUGAUCGGACCUACGAUAGGGUCACGCCCAAGAGCGAGCGCCGGCUGGAGAGGUUCAAGAAUCGCAACUUCUUCAAGGUUACCACCACCGAUGAUCCGGUGAUUCGCAGGCUGGCAAAUGAGGACAAGGCUACCGUAUUUGCGACUGAUAGUAUUCUGGCCACUCUGAUGUGUGCUCCAAGGUCAGUUUAUUCAUGGGAUAUUGUGGUUCAGCGAGUUGGGAACAAGCUGUUCUUUGACAAGCGCGAUGGUUCCCAGCUCGAUUUGCUUUCGGUGCACGAGACGUCGCAGGAGCCUUUGCCCGAGGCAAAGGAUGAUAUCAACUCUGCUUAUUCAUUGAGUGUUGAAGCUGCUUACAUUAACCAGAAUUUCUCCCAGCAAGUUUUGAUUAGGGAUGGGAAGAAGGUUACUUUUGAUGAACCAAACCCUUUUGCUAGUGAGGGAGAGGAAGUUGCCUCUGUCGGGUAUAGGUAUAGGAGGUGGAAGCUUGACAACGAAAUGUACCUCGUUGCUCGAUGUGAGGUGCAGAGCGUUGCUGAAGUUAACAACCAGAGGUCGUUCAUGACUUUGAAUGCGCUUAACGAGUUUGACCCCAAGUAUUCUGGUCUUGACUGGAGGCAGAAGUUGGAGACUCAACGAGGUGCGGUUUUGGCUACCGAGCUAAAGAACAAUGCUAACAAGUUGGCCAAGUGGACUGCGCAGGCGUUGUUGGGCAGCGCGGAUAUGAUGAAAUUGGGAUAUGUUUCUAGAGUUCAUCCUAGGGAUCAUUUCAACCAUGUGAUUCUGGCUGUUGUUGGUUACAAGCCUAGAGACUUUGCUGCACAGAUUAAUCUGAACACUUCCAACAUGUGGGGUAUUGUGAAGAGCAUCGUGGACUUGUGUAUGAAGCUGAACGAGGGCAAGUACGUGUUGGUGAAAGAUCCUUCUAAACCUCAAGUGAGAAUAUAUGAGGUUCCUGUUGAUGCUUUCGACAAUGAUUAUGUGGAGGAGCCGUUGCCUGAGGAUGAGCAGGCUCAGCCACCGGCUGAGGGUGUGGAGAACGGCGAGGCAAAUGGUAUUGCGAAUGAUGUGGAAGAUAAAGCAGUUGAAGCUGCUCUAGCUUGAAGGUAAUGUUCUUCCUUAGCUUUCUAACACUAUGUCUUAUUCGUGCUAGUUUUAUGAGCCUAUCUGCACUUAUUAACAUCCUCGCUACACACAAUGAAUUAUACUUAGAGGGAUAUCUGAAUCGUACAAGAUCAACCAGUGUACUAAAAAUGGUUAUGCAACAUAAAGGCCUGACCUUUUCUACUAUCAGAUCAUGUUGGAACUAGAUCUACCAUUUUGCUUUCGAAGCCAUUGAUAUUUGCUUGUUACAUAGGGAAGUAGAACAGUCUUUCCUUGUCCAAUUUGACGCAUCAAAUGAACUACGUAGAUGUGGACUUUUCUGGUGAUUGAAUCUAGCUGCCACUCUGCUGUCAUUCUCUUAUGAUUUGGCAUUUGAGCUUUAGUUAAAUCGAAUUUGGAUAUUUACACGGGAAUACUGUCUGUUGCUUCUUUGAUAGGUUAGAGGUGGAUGGCUCGAUGAUACCUGUGAACUGAACACCGAUGAUCCAGUUCCUGCAAAGCUUGUCGGCUGACAAUCGAAGAGCAAUCCUCUCAGGGACACAUCUUUUUAUAUGUUUUGGGUUUUAGUUUAACGGUUGUAAGUUUUUUUUUUUUGUAUCUGUUGAGUUUAUUGGGCAGCACUUGUGUUUCUGAUUGCACAUUCAUGUCCCAAUUUUGCUAGAAUGAUUACUGUUUUAGUAUACUCGACGGAAAAUACAAACAUAUUGGGAAUUUGAGAACAAGCUAGUUUUUAUUUUAUUUUUUAUUUUAGGCAAUGGCUGGCUCUUGUGUAUUGGGCCUAUGGGCCUCUUGUUACCUACAUGUCUUUUAGUGGGCCAUUUAAUAGCCGUCUGGCUGGCUCUAGAUUUCGGCUUACAAUCUUAUGGGCCCAUUGACAAGUGUUGUGCCAGAGAUUUUCACCAUUCCAAAGUCGGUAUUCUCCUGAAGGAAAUAUGUUGCUUGCUGGAUGAUUUACCGGAUUACUCGCUUAGGUUCAUUGGUCGUUCUAACAACUGGGAAGCUCAUUCUGUGGCUCGUCAUGUUCUGUUCAUGUCGCCCCGUAUGUUUAAGGGGUUCGACUUCGUUUCUUGGUUAUGAUGUAUGUAAGGAUCCUUUUGGAUCUUUUUCAGAUGCUGUAUCUUUUUCAUUCCCCGCUUCUGGGGUUUUGAAUGGCAAAAAAAAAAUCAGAAAAGGACUUAACAAGCCCGAAUAAUAUAGCAAGUUCGAUCACAAUCGCAGACGAUUAAGUGAAUAUCGGGGAAGGUGAUGAGGUGGUGGCCGAUGGUAAUCCUCACUAGUAGGGCUGGCUAUUUGGUCCCCGAUUGUUUGGUUUUACCCGAAACCGGACCGUAUAAUUCGAAUCGGGACUGGACUGAGACCGGAUAGCAAACAAUGCAAUCUCAUAUUCGGCUUAGAUUUGAGUUAAAACCCAGAUAAAGACCGGAUAAGAGACCCCCAACAAGUAAAAUCAAGAUAAAAUUGGGACCGAACCGGAUCAAGACCAGACUGUAUCCAAUCCAAUCUUUGGUCCUUAUAUUCCCGAAAAGACCGGACUGGGACCGGAUCAAUUUGGUCCAAUUUAACCGGACCGGACCGUAUAGCCACCCCUACUCACUAAGAAUGCGAAUGGGCCGGGAAUUGGCCGCGGUAGGUCGGGUAAUUUAUUAUUGGUUGUGGGUCGACCCAAUGAGUAUGCAAUUUAUAUGAAAAAUAUUAGAAAUAUUCGUUGAUUUCAUUAUAAGACGAAGCAAACAAAUCAUAUUAUAAUAAAUGUAGUUAAAUUAUUGGAGAAAUUGAGAUUUUCACUAAUUUACAACUUUAUUAUAGCUAAAAAUAUGAUGUAAUGAAAUGAAAAUCAUGAG
Linum trigynum is the source of this 5001-nucleotide messenger RNA. The record is from the annotation of a GenBank genome assembly. NCBI's taxonomy places the organism in Eukaryota, Viridiplantae, Streptophyta, Magnoliopsida, Malpighiales, Linaceae.